UUGGCUCGUGGGGAAAUAUAUGAAAGCUAAAUUCUCGUGCAAUUUUUCAAAACUUCUCUUCUAUUUCUUCUUUAGCUGUGCUCGACUGGUAUCCUGUCUCUUCUCGGUUUUCUUCUCUCUCUUCUUCAAGACUUCAAAAGCUUUCUUCAAUUCUUCCGCUGGUCGUGUCCUUAUUAUACAACUCUACGCCUAUUACUUAGUGUCACCGUCCCGCAGACCACCCUUCGCCUCUUCUUCCAAGAGCCGUGCUACCCGAAUCACACCAACAGAUACCGACUACCCGAACAGAUCGACAAGAUGGUCAACCGCUACCUCUUCGCCGUUGCCGGCCUGGCCGCUCAGCUCAACGCUCUGCCCUUGAACAUCAACUUGGGCGCUUAUUCACCUGCCUUGGUGGUGGGUGAUGGUGAAAUUUCAUUUGGCGGUAGAAACGACGUCUCCCAGUUAAUGAACGUACUGGAGGGCGCCGCAGUUAAUGCUGCUCAAGGUGCUGCGAAUGCUCCGGCCGCCGCCCCUGCCGCUCCCGCGGCACCUGCCACUCCGGCCACCCCUCAGCAGCCGCCUCAGCAAGCCGCUGCUUCGGUCGGGGGUGCUACGCCGGUGACCGCUACGUCCUCGGACAACCAGAUCAACGAGGCCCAAGCUAUCGCAGCCCUCCAAGGAAUGGGCAAGGAGAUCGCUCCUCGUGUACAGCUCACCAAGGCCCGUCCCGCCGAGAAGCGAGAUCUCUCCGGAUUCGACCGCGCCCUGAAGUACGCCGAGGCCGCCCUGGUAAAGGGACCCAAGGUGCAGCUUGGCACUGGCCAGGAGGGCUCUGGUGUCGGCAUGAUCAUCGACAACAACCAGCAAGCCGCGGCUCGCCCUGGAACUGGAGGCGCCGCUGAGGCCGCUCCCGCCGCCCCUGCUACCCCCGCUGCUCCCCGCCCUGCCGGCGCCAUUGUUGCCCAGCAGAAGGUCAAAGCCCGCUCCGACGAGGUCCAGCAGCCCCCUCGCCGCCGUGCCAAGGUCACCACCAUGUACGUUCGCUCUGGCGUUCCUGCUGGCGUCGAGAUGACCCCUGAGAAGCUCGUUGCCCGCGAUCCUUCCGUCCCCGUUUCCCAAGUCGUUCCCGCCACUAACAACAACGUCGUCAAGCGCGCCGUAGAGGAGCUCAACGCACGAGGCGUAAGCGGUGGUGCCAUUGACACCGUCAACCUGAACGUCAGCGGCGAGGGCGUCACCAUGACCUUUGUCGAGACUCAGGCCGACGAUGUAGAGGACGAGCAGUAAAUGCUCUUCUCGCGUGUGUGUUCCUGGAAACCCAAAAGAGUUUAUUCAACCAAACCCCCCAAAAUUGAGAACGUUGCCACGAUUUGUUUUUUCUCCUCCUCAACUCAUUCAAAAAAUUUACGAUUCCCGGCCUCAGCCCUAAUCCCUCGCCGAGAUCCUUCCGCUUCUCACUCUGACUCAACCGGGUUACGGCUCACUACGCAAACCAAUGGGUCUCGGCUUGCCUUCGCUUUUCACGGGCCUCAAACCUCCUUGUCUUUAUUUUAACGCCAUGAUAUCAAACAUUUUGGGAAAGGUGGUGUGGGUGUUCGUUCUAGACAAAUCACUAGCAUUCGGCGUGUACAAUUU
Colletotrichum godetiae is the source of this 1617-nucleotide messenger RNA. RefSeq lists its product as uncharacterized. The transcript has 3 exons. The coding region runs from base 298 to 1269 and encodes 323 amino acids. NCBI's taxonomy places the organism in Eukaryota, Fungi, Ascomycota, Sordariomycetes, Glomerellales, Glomerellaceae. The record is from RefSeq and is a predicted model, not a curated record.